GGAAAUUGGUUUGUGGCGUGAUAGCGUAGGGUGCUGGUGGGGAAGAAGUGCCGAUUCGGGACCUUCUGGCCGUGUUUGGCCUCUUCAUUGUCCUGGAAAAGGUCGGAAGUGGGACUGAAAUGAGAGGUAGAUGAAGCAACGUAAUAAGACACUCAGUUUUGCCUGAUUUCUGUAUGUUGUCCUCUCCUGUACGCCUCAUUCCCAGAACAAUCCGGCUUGUUCAUUCCCCGAUCUGCAAUUUUUCCCGUUCCUUCAUGGAUUUGAAGGUGCUCCUUUCCUCCUUGAAUGACUUUGCAUCCCUCUCACUUGCUGAGAGUUGGGACAAUGUUGGAUUACUGGUGGAACCAAGCCCACCACACACUGUACACACACUCUUCCUUACCAAUGACUUGACGGAGGAAGUAAUGGAGGAGGCGCUGCAAAAGAAGGCGGAUCUCAUUCUCUCCUACCAUCCACCUAUUUUCCGACCCUUAAAGCACAUAACCUGGAAAACCUGGAAGGAGCGCCUGGUGAUCCAGGCUCUGGAAAACAGAGUCGGUAUUUACUCUCCUCACACAGCCUAUGAUGCUGCACCCCAGGGAGUCAACAGCUGGUUGGCUAAAGGGCUUGGAGUUUGCACCUCCAGGCCCAUACAUCCUUCCAAAGCUCCCAACUACCCCACAGCAGGGACGCAUAGAGUAGAAUUCAGUGUUAACUGCACCGAAGACCUGGACAAAGUCAUUUCUGCAGUGAAAGAAAUGGCAGAUGUUUCUGUCACUUCUUUUUCUACUAGGACUGACGAUGAAGAACAAACACGGAUUAGUCUGAAUUGUAGUCAGGAGGCUUUGAUACAGGUGGUGGCUUUUCUUUCCCAGAGCAGACAGUUCUAUCAGAAGACCGAAAUUCUGUCACUGGAGAAGCCUCUGCUUCUACAUACUGGAAUGGGACGGUUAUGCACACUGGAUGAAUCUGUUUCCUUGGCAACCAUGAUUGAGCGAAUCAAAAGGCACCUUAAACUAUCUCAUGUUCGCCUUGCUCUUGGGGUAGGAAGGACCUUAGAGUCUCCAGUCAAAGUUGUGGCCCUCUGCGCUGGUUCUGGGAGCACGGUGCUGCAGGGGGUGCAGGCCGACCUUCACCUCACAGGUGAGAUGUCCCAUCAUGAUGUUCUGGAUGCUGUGUCCCAAGGAAUAAACGUCAUCCUCUGUGAACAUAGCAACACUGAACGAGGCUUUCUUUCUGAUCUUCGAGAUAUGCUGGGUGCUCACUUGGAGAAUAAGAUUAAUAUUAUCCUGUCAGAGACAGACAGGGACCCUCUUCAUGUGGUAUAAAGCAUAUAUAGCAUAAAUAACAGGAUGACAGUCUGCAAAUUGAUUGCCUCCCAACUUGAAUGUAUAACGUGAAUCAGUGGAGUUAGAAUCCUCCUGGAAGAAUGUCUUAGAAUGUACAUUAUUUCUGGUUUGUAAAUCUGCUUCACCAAAUGUUCUGUAGCUCAUAUGGUAAAAACCAUAACAUAACUACCAUUCAAGAACAAGUAUUCAUUAUAAGAUGAAUUAAGAUGAUUAUACAAUGUAAAGCAUAUAUUCAUUAUAAACUACAGGCGAGAUCCACUGAAAUCUGUUUACUUAACAUUCUGGGUAAGUUGCUCAAGCAGUCUUCUCCUUAGCUUACUUAUAGAUGGGAUGUGUCGUUCUAGAUCUCUCUGCCCUUGGUUAGUUUAAAAAUAUACUUUAAAAAACUUGAGAUUGGAACACUUAUUUCUAGGUAUCACCCCUCUAGGGGGUGAUAAUGUCUAUCUCUAUGUUCCCAUUCUCAGAUCACUAAUCUUUCACCUAAAUUUCAGAAUCAGGAUGAGGUUUUAUGUUUUUUUUUUUAAUAUAGAUGAUCAUUAUUCAUGACUAUUGUUUUAUUGCUUUUUAGGUAACUCACCUGGAAUUUUAUUAGUAAUAUUUUUAUUGUUAUGUUAAUCACCAUACAUUACAUCAUUAGUUUUUGAUGUAGUGUUCCAUGAUUCAUUGUUUGCGUGUAACACCCAUGGAAUUUUCUUAGUAAUAUAAAAAUGGUUAGCUUUUAGAAUAAUCCCAGUUAUCAUACAAUAUUAACUUUGUGCUAGGCAUUCUCAGGUAUGUUAUAAACACUUUCAAUCUUGAGAAACAAGAAUAUAGGUAUUAUGAUUUCCAUUUUACAGAUGAGUAAACUGAAACAGGUUAAGUAGUUUGCCCAAGGCCACAUGGCUAGGAAAUGAUGGGAGUUUGGACACAAACUCAGGUAGUCUGGCUCCAGAAGUCUGUGUUCUUUUUUUUUUUUUUUUUUAAAGAUUUUAUUUAUUUGUUUGAGAGAGCGAGCAUGAGAGGGGGGAGGGUCAGAGGGAGAA
Molecule: messenger RNA, 2350 nt
Organism: Callorhinus ursinus (northern fur seal)
Lineage: Eukaryota; Metazoa; Chordata; Mammalia; Carnivora; Otariidae
Gene: NIF3L1
Product: NGG1 interacting factor 3 like 1
Cellular component (GO): mitochondrion; cytoplasm
Source: RefSeq, a predicted model, not a curated record